Thlaspi arvense is the source of this 402-nucleotide messenger RNA. Lineage: Eukaryota; Viridiplantae; Streptophyta; Magnoliopsida; Brassicales; Brassicaceae. The record is from the annotation of a GenBank genome assembly.
AUGUACAUUUGUCUUCUGACCACCGCCAUUAACCCGCUGUUUGAACGGGCGUUGCCAGAGUACUGCGUCGUGAGGGGUGGGUUUCCGGCGUGGAUGUCGAGGAGGGACCGAAGGCUGAUGGAGUCGUUGGCGAGCAAUACGAAGUGGGACCUGCUUGUGGCGAAGUACAAGAGUGGGAAUUUCACGACGAUCGGAGAGGCGGUGGCAGCGGCCCCCAACUCGAGCGAGACGAGGUUCGUGAUAUACAUAAAGAGCGAAGCGUAUUACGAAAAUGUGGAGGUGGGGAGAAAGAAGACCAUGCUCAUGUUUGUCGGAGACGGCAUUGGGAAAACCUUGGUGAAGCGCAACCGGAGUGCCGUCGACGGCUGGACCACAUUCCAGUCCGCCACCGUUGGGAAUUGA